UGCGUGCGCAUGGAGUCCAGCGCCUGACUGCUUCCUCAACGUUUUGAUGUCAGAAGAGGAGAGCGCCAAAACAAUGGAGCCCCAGAGGAAGCGCUGGAAAGGCUCCGAGUGUGGCUCUGAUUCCUGGACAGUUUACCCUGUGCUGUCGGAUGAGCAGUCACAAGACCUGGAGCUGGUGGAGGCGUUUGCUGCACCCGUGCUCAACAAGAAGGAGACAUCUCGACUUCUCCGCGAGCUGAGCAGCCUGUACCCAAUGAGCGGCCUUCAGCACAUCAAGAGGGUGCGGACGGUGAAGGGCAGCCCCCACCCUCUGGAGGUCCUCCUGUGUCUUGUCAGGGACGCACCACACAUGGAGGUUCUGAGCAUCGACUCUCUGCUCCCCUCAGGAGUGAAACAUGACGCCUUGGGUGAGCCUUUUCGGGUUAAGAUCCCUGCACGUCCCCCCUUGACCCGCCCCCAGUUUGAGCAGGCGGGCAAACACUGGCCCACCUCCUUCCAUGAGGACAAACAGGUGACGGUGGCCCUGAGGGGGGAGCUGUUCACUGCACCUCAGAAGGCCAGUAUGCACAUGCACAUGAUGUCUGCUCUGACUGCGGCCAAAGCAGGAAGUGAGUUGGGGAUGGACGCGGUGGGGGCCGUGGUGGUGGACCCAUCAACAGAGAAGGUCAUUGCAGUGGGCCAUGACUGCAGAGGAGACCACCCCCUCCAUCAUGCAGUCAUGGUCUGCAUUGAUCUCGUGGCACGUAGCCAGGCCGGCGGGAGUUAUUAUUUUGACCAAUACCCUGCUUGUACAUUUACUCCCCCAGCCUCGGAUACCUUUCAAAGCACUCCCAGCUCUCUGCCAUACAUCUGCACUGGGUACGACCUCUACGUGACCCGUGAACCUUGUAUCAUGUGUGCCAUGGCUCUCGUCCACUCCCGGAUAGGGCGGGUCUUCUAUGGGACAGCCUCUGCCGACGGGGCCUUAGGGAGAAAAUAUAAAAUCCACACGCAGAAAGAUCUGAACCAUCACUUUGAGGUUUACAGAGGAGUGCUGGGAGAGCAGUGUGAGGAUCUGACAUCCAAAGUGGAGGUUUACAGGAAGGUGGAUUAUUAACGGAUCAGUUUAAGUUUGGAUCAAUUGGAGCUGUCACAGGUCGACUGUAGAAUACACUUUUUUACAUCAGCAUUUCCUUUAAAUAAAGUUUUUAAUCUUUUGGUUAUUGUUGUUAGGGCUGCAUAAUUGAAUCGGUAUUGCAAUAUGAACUAUAGCAAUAUUCAAAUCAAACAUAAUUUUUUUUAAAGGCUAAACAUGUAUAAAUAUGAUUUUGAAUGAAAAAUGAUAAAUCCCCAUAUUAUUAUAAUUGGAGUUAGGUCAAAAAUACAAAGUAUUUUUUUGUGCAGCCCUAAUUUUUUUUAUUGACGCCAUGUUUUAGAAAACCCAAAAAAGGUCUGCCUUUCCUCCCUGUGAUUUAAAGGCUUGUUUGAAGGAGCAAGUCAGUGACUCUGAAAGCUGAGAGAUUUGCCGUAGUUUGUCUAAGUCUUUGUGCAGACAUGCAUAGGUCCAGAUGAUCCGAUAUGGAGCAUGUUUCAUUAAAUCUGAUGCAAAAUGAUAAAUGUCUAUCUGAGUUUUGUAAAGUUUGAUGUAUCAGGAUUUGAAGAGGCUCUUUUUCUCCCCUUGUUUGCAGUGCAAUGACUCAAGUGUGUACAUUUGACCUUUUUCUCUGUGGAAUCUGACCGAAUGCAGCAUCUUUCCAAGCGUGUCAAAAAUAAUUCAGACGUUGUAUACAAAGCUCUCUCAUGUUAAUCCUGUGGAAUGUAUAUAAAAAAAGCUUUUUUGGUAAA
Molecule: messenger RNA, 1824 nt
Organism: Gymnodraco acuticeps
Lineage: Eukaryota; Metazoa; Chordata; Actinopteri; Perciformes; Bathydraconidae
Gene: adat3
Product: adenosine deaminase tRNA specific 3
Exons: 2
Coding region: 47-1096 (349 amino acids)
Cellular component (GO): cytoplasm; nucleus
Molecular function (GO): tRNA-specific adenosine-34 deaminase activity
Source: RefSeq, a predicted model, not a curated record